CAUAAACAGGAAGGAAGGAGAGAGAGAACUGGGCCGUAACCUGAUGUUCCUUUCUAGCAACUGGUACCCCCGUCCACUGCACUUCUGAACAAGCGUUUCACGGUCGUCCUUGUCGUUCCGUCCUCGUGGGUCAACCACGUUUCCUUGGUAAAUACGAGACAUGAACAGAAGAUUUCGCAGGAGAAUACGAGCUUGUGCUGCAGAAGCAUUCCAUCAAAUGGAAGACAAAAACGUGUCCCUUUUGUACCACAUUUUCGGAACACCGGCGUCCCGUAUUAGAUACGGGAAAUGGGGCCUACGUUCGGCAGACGGGAUCCUUCUCGGGACAGCUGUGUCCGACCGUUCGAGACAGACCCAGAGAUCAAGGAAAGAAGCCCUUUCAGAAUUUUUUGUUGAAACCAUGAGCUCGAAUUCGUAUGGAUAUUUAAUUGGGCGUUUUGACGGCUAGGAAAGUGGGGAUGGAUGGAUCUUGUCCCAAAUCUAAAUUUCAGCAUCUUUCUGAAUCACAGGGUGGAUAGAAAGGGAGAGAGGGGGGUCAACUAUCUAACUUUGCUUCGCCUCUCCUCUAUCUACAGGUUUUAGGUUUCUGUUUUUAAUUGUAUGUGAUUGGAGGUUAUGUCACUCAUGGCGGAUAUUUGGGCCCGAGUUGUCAUAUGCUGAUGAUGAUGAUGACAGAUGGAAACCCCAGCGUUUGUCUUCUUUAACCUCAGCUUGAUCUCAUCUUCACCAUUUUCAACUCUACCUCCCCACUUCCGUUUUCUUCGAAAUCAUGGCAUCAUUCUGGGCUCCUUAAGAAGCUCGCUUUGUCCAUGUUCUCUUCCUCUGAACCUUCCAUGGCAGAUCCUGAGAAACCCACCUUGUCAUACCUCGACUCCCCUCCAAACACAAGUUCCUGCAUCUCAAACUGUGGCACCCUCUUCACAGAAUUCUCCCCGCCUGAGAUUUCAUCACUUAGGAAACUCAGCGAGAACCUUGAUACGCUGUUCCGGUCCCCGGAAUUCGACCUCUACAGCGACUUGAAGAUCGUCGUCGACGGCGGCCUGGAAGCACGCGCUCACCGCUGUAUCCUAGCGGCGCGAAGUCCCUUUCUGAAACAGGUUCUGGCGGGGAGUGAGAAGGACAGGUACGAAUUGAAGGAGCUUGCGCAGGAAUUUCAUGUAGGAUAUGAAGCCUUGGCCUCUGUCCUGGACUACAUGUACAGUGGGAAGGUGAAAUCCCCUCCACCAGAGAUCAUCACCUGCAUCGACGAAGAGUGCCCUCACGAAUCCUGCAGGCCGGCUCUCGAUUUCGCUGUUGAGGCCUUCUAUGCAUCAUAUGCAUUCCAGAUUGUAGACCUGGCUGAUGUUUGGAAGAUUCGCCUUUUAGAAAUGCUAGACAAGGUCUCUAAGGAUGACAUUCUGACAAUUCUAUCAGUUGCAAACCUGUGUGACAAAGAAAAUGGAAGGUUGUUGAACAAGUGCAUCGAUGGGGUAGUCAGGUCAGAUAUUGAUUUAGUUACACUGGAGAAAGCACUGCCUGAAGAUGUUGUCAAAGUAAUCAUGGAGACAAGGAAAAAUUCAGACAUGGCUACCUCUAUAAUCAACGUACCACCAAACAAACAUGUAAGAAGGAUACAUCGUGCGAUUGAUUCAGACGACAUCGAAUUAAUAAGAUUGUUGCUGAAAGAAGGACACACGACUUUGGAUGAUGCAUGUGCACUGCACUAUGCAGCAGCGUAUUGUGAUGUCAAGACCACAACAGAACUUCUCGAUAUUGGGGUGGCUGAUGUUAACCACAGGAACCCGAGGGGAUACACGGUGCUGCACGUUGCUGCAAUGCGGAAAGAGCCCAAGAUCAUAGUUUCGCUCUUAACUAAGGGUGCCAGACCAUCUGACCUUACACCAGAUGGAAGGAAAGCAGUUCAAGUAUCAAAGAGACUAACCAAGUCUGUUCACUACUACAAGACCAUUGAACAAGGAAAUGCUUCUCCAAACGAGAGGUUAUGUAUAGAUGUUCUGGAGCAGGCAGAGAGAAGGGACCCGCUACUAGGAGAAGCUUCUGCUUCUCUUGCAAAAGCAGGCGAGGAUCUGCGCUCCAGAUUGUUAUACCUUGAAAGUAGAGUCAGUCUCGCAAGAUUACUGUUCCCUGCGGAGGCCAAAGUUGCCAUGGACAUCGCGCAUGUGGACGGUACACCAGAAUUCUCGUCAGAUAAAGUAGACUUGAAUGACUCGCCUUUUGUAGUCAGAGAGGACCACCUGUCAAGGCUGAGAGCACUCUCAAAAACAGUGGAGUUGGGCAAACGCUUCUUUCCGAGGUGCUCUGAGGUACUCAACAAGAUCAUGGAUGACGAUGAUUUGGGUGAACUAGCUUGCUUGACAACGGGAACCACAGAAGAACAAUUAAGAAAGAGAAAAAGAUAUCUGGAGCUCCAAGAGCUGCUAUCAAAAGCAUUUAGUGAAGACAAGAAAGCGCAGAAUAGCUCGACAAUAUCGUCAUCGUCAUCAUCCACAACCACUGUAGAACAUGGACGCUCAAGAGUAUCCAGAAGAUAAGUCCAAAGUAUAGUGUUCGCGGACUUGCCUUUGUAAUCCUAAUGAUAUUUCAGAAACUCAUUAUAGAAGGAUAGUUUGGAUUCAGAACAUGUAAUUAGUGGAGGUGACGCCAAAAUUCAGCACGUGAUAUGGCUGCAAUUCCUACAUGCAAGGCUAGGGAUUCCGAGGCAACUUGCAAUAUUACUGCCAAAAGAGAAACUUGCUCCAUGUAUAUUUGACCAUAAAUUCUCCUUCAUCUA
Nymphaea colorata (pocket water lily) is the source of this 2770-nucleotide messenger RNA. Its product is annotated as BTB/POZ domain and ankyrin repeat-containing protein NPR1-like. Bases 810 to 2531 code for a protein of 573 amino acids. The transcript is spliced from 4 exons. The record is from RefSeq and is a predicted model, not a curated record. NCBI's taxonomy places the organism in Eukaryota, Viridiplantae, Streptophyta, Magnoliopsida, Nymphaeales, Nymphaeaceae. Gene Ontology annotation, biological process: systemic acquired resistance, salicylic acid mediated signaling pathway; regulation of jasmonic acid mediated signaling pathway; defense response to bacterium. Gene Ontology annotation, cellular component: nucleus; cytoplasm. Gene Ontology annotation, molecular function: protein binding.